AUACGAGUACACAACAUUUUCACACAAUACGAUUGAUAAAAGUUACGAGCCGAUAAAAUGCCGCCCAAAAAGAAAGGAAAGAAGAAGGAGAAAAAGGAUCCGAAUAAGCUUUCACAGGUGGACCGCACUUUCUAUGAAUUGACGGUGACCGAUUUGAACCAGAAGCUAGCGCGACUACGGGCGCACCUUUCAAACCUAGAUGAGACCAACAUCACCUUAACAGAGAAGUUGCGCGAAGUCGAGUACGACAGGAGCGAUGUCGCCGCACAUUUGGAGCGAACGCUGGCCGAGAGGAAUAACACAAUCACCGAGCUGGAGGAACGGCUGGUGGAAAUAACAAAGGUGCGUGAUGAGGAGAACCGGAUAGCACAGGAGACAAUUGCGGAUCUGGAGGCCAAGUACAAGGCUAUGCACGAUCAACUGACUUCGGAAAUAAAACUGCUGAAUGGCAAACUAAAUUCGCUGGACGAGUUUCGCAUACAACGUGACAUACUGCUGGCAAAGUUUGAUGAUCAGGAGGCUGAUCUCAAGGAGAAGGAGAAGGAGCACAAGGAAGCACUGUACAAUAUGGAGCAACGCGCCGUGGUGGAGAAAGAUGCUCUCAAAAAGGAGGUGGAAGCAAAGUUGCUUCAAGUUUCCGAGGACUUUACGCGUUCCAGCGAGAUUCGCAACGCCGGCUACACGCGCCGUUUGAUUCGGGAGAACAUUGCCCUACAGAAGGAGAUUGACCAGCUGGUAACGUCCCAAAUCAAGCUUCAGCUGCAAUUCAAUAACCAGAGGAACCAGCACAAAGAAAUGGCCGAGCAGUAUGGCGUACUGGAUCAAAUCAAGAACGAACUGGUUCGCAACUCGGUGAACAAAAUAAAGAUUAUCGAGGGUCUGACCUCCAACUACGAGAAGCUCAAGGCCAAGUAUGUGGAGAUGGUGCGCUAUCGCAAGGCAUUCGAAUCGCAGCAGCAGGAGGAGCUUUGCGAGCAGAUAAAACAGAAGGACGCGACCGCCAAACUGCGCGCCUUGGCCAAACGCAUGGAGAUCCUGACGCUCGAGAACAAGAACCUGGUUGUCGUGCAUGAUCAGCAUGAGAUGGAAAUUGUGCGACUUCGUGGCGUUAUAACCGAAAUCAAGAUGACAGUGCGCGACGCCAUCAUAGCCGAUCAAGCUGCCAAACUUUUCCCACAACGACUGAUCGAAGCCAAUAAGGACGAUCCAAUGGUGAUUGAGGAAGUAAGGGUCGAUGCUGCAGCCUUGUGCAAGCUCACUCGCAUCGACCUAUUGACGCAGCUGAUGAACAUCAUAAGCUCGCAUUCAGAGGAGCUUCCACGGACGCCAUCGAUCGCUUCGAUCGAGAGCGCCACAUCGUCUCUCUACGCUCCUGGCAAAAUGGGCUUUUUACAGCAGAAGCCUAAGGCCACGGCUACUGAAAUAUUCAAGACCGAGGUAGUGGAUCAAUCGGUGGCUACCACACUGCCAGACUAUCUUCAAAAGGACCAAGACAAACUACUAGUCUCUCAUCGCCGCGGCGACGAGCUCUCCAUCAUUGAUGUUGAGUUCGGCACUACACUGUAUGUGUCCUCCUCACGUGAGGAUGAAGCUAUCGAAAUAGAAGAGGAGCCACUUGAGGAGCCCGAGGGUUCAAGCAGUUCCGUGUCGGUCAAGAAGUCUAGUGAGGGCAGCGCCCCACCUCCUAGCGCUAUCCCAUUGGCUAAGAACGUGUCCUCCGAGCUUCUGAAAGAUGUGGAACGGAAGUCAGUCAGCACAAGUGAAGUUCAAUCUUCCGGUCAAUUUGAAGAGUUCGAGGACGUGGAAGAGGAAGACGAAUUUGAGAUUAACUUAUUUUAUUAGUCAUGAGUGUUUUUAAAGCAUUAUGCAGCUAUCUAUGGUUUACGUUUCGACAAAAUAAAGGCUUAAUUUAAAUUGCUCGUAAGAGAGAAAAA
This is a messenger RNA of Scaptodrosophila lebanonensis, 1934 nucleotides long. Its product is annotated as cilia- and flagella-associated protein 157. Gene Ontology annotation, cellular component: cilium; ciliary basal body. The coding region runs from base 58 to 1842 and encodes 594 amino acids. Lineage: Eukaryota; Metazoa; Arthropoda; Insecta; Diptera; Drosophilidae. The record is from RefSeq and is a predicted model, not a curated record. The transcript has a single exon. Gene Ontology annotation, molecular function: microtubule binding.